AUGGAGCCUCAGGAUCAGACGGCAGUAGUGGGAUCGAGAGUGACGUUACCAUGCAGAGUAGAAAACAAAGCAGGUCAGCUGCAAUGGACGAAGGAUGAUUUUGGACUCGGACUACAUCGAGAACUUAGUGGCUACGACCGAUACAAGAUGAUCGGGAGCGAUGAAGAAGGAGACUAUUCUUUGGACAUCAGAGACGUGACUUUAGAUGACGACGCUAAAUAUCAGUGCCAAGUCAGCUCUGGAAUCAAAGGUGAACCGGCGAUUCGAUCGCGAUACGCACGACUCACUGUGUUGGUGCCCCCAGAGCCGCCGCGCAUCGUCGAAGGCAAUUUCUUUUCAACGAUAGAGGAUAGAAAUAUCAAAUUGGAGUGUGUGUCCGUUGGUGGAAAACCGCCAGCUGAGAUUACGUGGGUGGAUAGUAAUGCUGGUGUUUUGACGCAAGGCGUCACCUACAGUGUUGAGCCCAUGCCUGAUGGGCAAAGGUUUACAGCCAGGUCAAUUAUAAAGAUGACUCCGAAACAGGAGCAUCACAACCAAACAUUUACGUGUCAAGCUCAGAACACCGCUGACAGAGCCUACCGAGCUGCCAGCAUACAAAUAGAGGUCAAAUACGCUCCCAAAGUGAAGAUGUACAUCAAAUCUGGUGUCAAUGGAAAGAUUCCAGAAGGAGACGAUGUAGUUAUAGCUUGCAAAGCCGAUGCAAACCCAUCCAAUCUGACUUACAAGUGGUUUCUAAAUGAAAAACUUGUAGAUGGAAAUACUACUGAGUUGAAAAUCUACAACAUCACAAGAAAAUACCACGACGCAACUGUAAAAUGCGUAGUCUACAACGAUGUUGGUAACAGCGAAGAAAUAGAAACACUUGAAAUAACUUAUGCUCCGACGUUCAAGAGUCUUCCAAAGGACGUUGAAGCAGAAGUAGGAACCACAGUAACCCUCAGCUGUGAUGUCGAUGGAUACCCCCCUCCUGAGAUAAGGUGGCUACAUCAUGAAGAAGACCAGAUGAUUAGGGUGGGCAGAACGGCAAACCUGACUCUUACUCUGGACACCCAUACUUCGGGUCGAUACCUAUGCAAGGCAAGCGUCGACGGUUACCCUGAAAUAGAGGCUGAAGCUUCAGUUUUUAUUAAAGGUCCUCCGAAGAUAAUUUCUAACCAGACCCAAUUUGGAUCUCAAGGGGACACGGUGAACAUUGAAUGUGCAGCCUUUGCGGUACCGAGAAUAGACAAUAUCAUAUGGACUUUUGAUGGGAAAGAGAUCGAUUCCAUACAUGAUCAGGACUAUGCAUUUUUGGAAGAGUUACAAUCAGGAGGUGUUGUGAACUCCACGCUAAUCAUCAGAGAAAGCCAGUCUAGACAUUUUGGUGUCUACAAAUGCAACGUCUCCAAUGACUAUGGUAGUGACACCAUGGAAAUAAUAUUAAGGCCUAACAAAACAUUCCCACUCCUUCUAAUCUUGUUCGGAGUGACAUCAGGAACGAUAAUGGUGGCAGCAGUCAUAAUGCUGGUAAUACUAUGUCAAAGAAAACAAAGGAAAAACAAACAGACACAAGUUACUGAGAAACCUGAUGUCACAGUCACUGCAGAAGAACUGUACAAAGAAAACGACAGGAAUUCAAAUAUAAGUGAUUUGAAAUUAGAACUGAGACAAGCAAAUGGCAGCUGUGAAAUUGAUUACUCAAACACCGGAUCGGAUAGCACAUUAUGUUCGAAUGCUAAACUUGGUAGCGGCAUUCCGCUCGCUGGAACGGUGCCUCUAUCGUCUAUAAACCAGCAGAACACAUACCAACCGUACAGAUAUAGCAACGACUACACGGACCCCGCGUACGCUGAUUGUUAUAAGGUCAACGGUUUCAACAAUGGCUAUCAAACGUAUGUACAUUACGGCCAUGAUUAUACUCCUGGAUCUUUGAGGGUACAGUCACCAACAAUGAGCAGUGAAAAACUUACGCCUAAUAGGUCCGUCAACGGCAGCUUACCACGUAGCGUGGAUACUCCAUCGACAGUCCAAUUUAACACUGGCAAUGGGUCACAAAAUAAUUCACUCCAGAGAAAACAAAAAAGGCAGGAUAGCAGCAAUGCCCUGAAUAACCUUGGGCUUCCCACACCUGAUGCGAACCGAGUACCAAAUGGCGGGAUCAUCCACGGUGUAGAUGUUCGGUACGCGGCAACCUACGGCAACCCCCACUUAAGAACAGGUGGAGGUCUUGGGUUUGCUACGACGGUGAACACCGCCAAACCAGCAUCAACUCCAGCACCACCACCAUACUCCUCUGUCAGAAGUUCCGUGGUGCUACCUUCAGGUAAUUCAUCGCAUUCGAUAACGUCACCAACCAGUCUGGCGUCACCGCAAUGCGCAACCAGCCCUAUUACCACUUCAACCAUGUCCACCGACAGUACGCAACCAGCGGUUGGGGUGGCCACAUCGUCAGCGACACCACAAUCGCCAAGUGCGCACUACAUAUUGGCACCAUCAAAUAGAACUAUAAGUAAUGCGACUGUUACCAAAAAAGGCCCGAGCGUACGGCGCGUAGCGUUCCGCGCGCGCCUCAAAGAGCCAUUAGACCACCACAGAUGGGGCCCUAAAGGGCUGAUGUUCAGCCGGGGUUGCGGGGUAAGCGCAAUGAGGCACCGCGACCUCGGCACAGAGCAGGAGAAGGAACAGGGGGGUUUUUAG
Messenger RNA from Spodoptera exigua (beet armyworm), 2676 nucleotides. Lineage: Eukaryota; Metazoa; Arthropoda; Insecta; Lepidoptera; Noctuidae. The record is from the annotation of a GenBank genome assembly.